CGGUAUUGGUCCAUUAUCUAGGGAGCUCCCAGUUACAUAGUUUGUGUUGUAUAACACAAGUAAAAGAUUUGCUGGUACGUGACAUAACAAUGUGAGUAGAGUGUAAGUAAUGGAGCCUCCCAGGGCCUCAGGUUUGUCAUAAAUUAGUGGAACAUGGAGAACAAGGACCCCAGUGUAGUGACAACAGUGAUGAAGGUUUUAUCUGCUGCUGCUGCUGGUGGUGGUGCUGUUGGUGGUGCACAAUAUUACUGACAUAUUACCUGCACUCUGCUACACUGACUCAACCUAUACCACCCCCUCCAUAUUUGACAUUUUGACUGAGUUACCAGCAAGGAAGGAAAGAGAGAAGAGCAGGUCAUCCUUUCACCAAAACAAGUACUGCAACAGUGCCAAGACUCAAUAACAUAAGCUCUUGUAUGUGGCAGCAUCACCAGAAGAAUUAUUGCAAUGGUGCCAAGACCCAGUGCUAUUAAUGCUAUGAGGGUGACGGAAAUACUGUGGUUUUAAUGGUGCUGGCAGUUAUUGUGAUACAGCUGGCUAUAUUCAGAUAUACUAUAUGUUAAGUGUCACUACAUGGUAUUUUGAAGUUUGGCCAUACAGCAUCUUGUGGAGGCAGCUUCAUUAAUGAAAAUAUUGCUGUGCAACUUGGUUAUUUACUACAGUUAUUGAUAAUUCAUCUGAAGUGCUCUAUAUGCAUUAUCUACAGUUCUACAUGUAGUUCACUAAAAACCAUCUAGAUUCAAGAGUAAUUUAUUUUAAUUAAUAUUUUGACUUCUUGUACAGCAUGUACAAAUAUUCCAGAGGUUGUGUAAGAUUUAUUAUAUUUGGAUAAUUAACAGGGAUUUAACCAUUAAUUUAUAAGUGCAUGUAAUUGAAAUUGCUUUAUACUGUGUAUUCAGUGUCCAAAAAAAAUGUGACAUAGGUAUUCUAAAUGAAACCUAUUUAACCACAUCUGUAAUAUUAAUUCUCUACUUCAUUUUAUUUUCUCACAAUUAGAUGCCUACAUUCACAUGAAAAAAAUUCUUGUCGAUCAUAUUUAUUUGCAAUAUUAUUGCCAUUUUUCAUCAUCCACUUGCUGUGUGAGUUUCUGACUCAUUGAAGUUUUACCUUGAAAUGAAUACAUAAAAGUUUCCUGGUGUAUACUGACAUUAAGACUACAUACAUUAUUGCUCCAAAAACAGAGACAGAUGAAUUAAUUACCUUCAUCAUUUUGUAAACAGAAAAGUUGAUCAUAGAGUAAGCAUCGGUAGUGAAGCGAUGGACAUCAAUCUAGAGUCUGUUAUAUAGAUUGUGAACCUGUAUGACUCUUGUAUGUGCGUGUUUACUCUGAAGAGUAACUAUACUUGGGUAUUGACCCUCUUAUUCCCCUCUCCUGUCUUUUCCUAUACAUAUUAGCCAUUCCCCACCAAGGUAUGGUAACCCAAGAGGCAACUCAUUUGCCUUCAGUCGUUCAGUAUUGAACUUCCCUCUGAAGCAUAACGUAAAAGCAAGUUCUCAGAACUAAUAAAUAACAGUAAUGUACAAGAUGUAAUUUUUUAGCAUUUUCUUGAUAUCUGUAUGCAAAUGUUUCUACAGUAAAUAAAAGUUUCAUUCAAAAGUUCGUAGAUAAAAUAAUUACUAUUCAUUGUGUCUUUUAAAAUUAAACUUGAGAAUUUAUAUACACAAGUAGUCAGAACACACGACCUUGUUUUUUAAAACCUUUUUUAACAAUGAUUACAUUUAUAACAUCAUUUUGAAAUUCAUGCUUAAGAGUUUAUUUAACUGUUCAGAAGUCUACAACAAUCUACAAUGCAUUUUAUAAAAGAAGAGCCGAGUGAGAGUCCACCUGAGACUCCAGAAACUAAACCAGUCUUUGAAUUACAGUCAUCUCUAAUAAAACAAAUAAGAGUUCACACAGAAGUGAAGCCACAUCAAUGUUCGGUAUGUCUGCAAGAUUUCACGCAGAAAUCGCAUGAAAUGAAACACUCGGGAGUUCAUCUAGAAAAGAACUCUCUGAAAUCACACCAGUGUUUAUUGUGUUCAAAGUCAUUUACAAAAGAUGAAAAUUUACAAAAGCACUUGGAAAAGCACACAGGAGGAAAGCCGUAUACUUGUUCAAAAUGUCAAAAACGUUAUUUAAAGAGAGGAAGCUUAAUACGUCAUCUAAGAAAUCACCCAGGAGAAAACCCGUGGCAGUGUAUAGUGUGUGUGAAAGACUUUUCAACUAAAGAUGCUCUAAAACGACACAUGAGAAUUCAUACAGGAGAAAAACCAUACCAGUGUUCUGUGUGCCAAAGAGAUUUUUCAGAUAAAUCAGUCUUAGUAAGACACAUGAAAGUUCAUACAGGAGAGAAAGCCUUUGAGUGUUUAUUGUGUAACAAGCAAUUUAUUCAAGUAUCUUGUCUAAAACAGCAUCUAAAAGUUCAUGCAGAAGGGAAAUUUCAUCAAUGUUCAGUGUGUGCAAAAACAUUUUCAAAUAAAUCUCAACUAGACCGACACUUGAUAUAUCAUGCAGGAGGGACACCAUAUAACUGUGCAGUGUGUUCAAAAGGAUUUUUAAGUAAGACAAAGCUAGCAAGACACACCAGAAUUCAUACAGGAGAAAAGCCUUUUCAGUGUUCAAAGUGUCAGAGAAGUUUUUCAGAUAAAUCAAUUCUUGUACGACACAUGAUUGUUCACUCUGAUGAAAGAUAUCCCUGUUCGGUGUGCUCAAAAGAUUUCUCACGGAAAUCUCUUCUUGAUCAGCACCUGCGAGUUCAUACAGGAGAGAAACCAUUUCAUUGUUCGGUAUGUCCAGAGCGUUUUAUAAAUAAAGGAAGGCUAAUAAGGCACAUGAGAAUUCAUACAGGAGAAAAGCCAUUUAAGUGUUCGGUAUGUCUAAAAGCCUUUGCAGAGAAACCCGUUUUAAUACGUCACAUGAGAGUUCAUACAGGUGAGAAACCAUAUCAGUGUUCUGUGUGUUCCAAAAAAUUUUCACAGAAAAUACAUCUAGAACAGCACAUGAAUGUUCAUAGAGGAGGGAAGCCAUACAACUGUUCAGUGUGUGUAAAAGGCUUCUUGCAUUUAACAAGUCUAAAACGACAUGUUAGACGCCAUGUAGGAGAAAAGCCAUACCAAUGUUCAGUUUGUCUAAGAAACUUGUCAGAUAGCACGAGUCUAAUACAGCACAUGAAAAUUCAUGGAAAAAAGAAAAAUCAGUGUUCAUUGUGCUCAAAUAAAACUUCCCAGAUAGAUCUAAAAAAGCAGUUAAAUGCUAGUGCACGAAGGAAAAUAUACAAGUGUCCAGUGUGCAAAAAAUAUUUCCUCAAUAAAGCCAGCCUAACACGACAUAAGAAAAGCCACAUAGAGGAAAAACUGUUUCAGUGUUCGGUUUGUCUGAAAGAUCUGUUAGAUAGUACAAGUCUAAUAAAACACAUGGUAACUCAUAAAACAAAUAAACCACACCAAUGUUCAGUGUGUUUAAAGAACUAUUCAGAUAAAUCUGGUCUACAAGAACACAUGAAGACUCACACAGAAGAUAAAUUCCAGUGUUCAUUGUGUCAAGAAGACUUUGAAGAUAAGUCAGCUCUGGAACAGCAUACUAUAGUUCAUACACAAGUGAAAUCAGAGGUGACUUCAGACUGGGUGGAAGAUGUUAUAGGUAAAAAGGAAGAUGUUACAAGUAAAAAGGAAGAAGUUACAGGUAAAAAGGAAGAUUUUAAAGGUGAAAAGGAAGAUUUUAAAGGUAAAAAGGAAGAUUUUAAUGGUAAAAAGGAAGAUAUUACAGUUCAUACAGAAGAGAAACUUGAGAAUUCAAGGUGUAUAGGGGAUUCUGAAAGUAAAAAUAAAUAUUCUACAGUUCAAGCAGAAGACAUGGUAUUCCAAUGUUCAGUUUGUUUACAGAACUUUUCAGAUGAAACUCUUAUAGAACAUGUGAAAAUUCACUCACAUGAAAAAUGCAAUAAAUGUGUGGAAGACUUAAACGAUAAAAAAGAUGAAGAUGAAGACAUGACAAUUCAGGCAGAGGAUAUAUUAUACCAGUGUUCAGAGUGUCAGACAGAAUUUUCUGAUAAAGAAAUGAUCAUGCAACACAUGAAAGUUCAUACAGAAGAAAAUCUUGAGGCCAGUUCAGUGUGUGUAGGAGAUUUUAAUGGUACAGAGGAGCACACAACACUUUAUACAGAAGAUAUAUUAUAUCAGUGCUCAGGGUGCCUAAAAGAGUUCACAGAUGGGAAAAUGCUCAUGGAGCACAUGAAAGUUCAUGCAGAAGGGAAUCCUGAAGAGAGUUUAGGAAGUGUAACAGAUUUUCAAAGUAAAGAGGAACAAGUGGAAUUUCCUACAGAAGAUAUAUUAUAUCAGUGUUCAGUGUGUCAAAAAGAAUUUACUGCUGAAAAAAUCCUCAUGGAACAUAUGGCAGUGCAUACAGAUGAGAAACCUUUCAAAUGUUCAGUGUGCCUGAAAGAGUUUCCAGAAAAAGGAAGUUUAGAACAACACAUGAAAGGUCAUGGAGGAGGGAGACCAUAUAACUGUUCAGUGUGUUUAAAAAGUUUUUCAACUAAAGCUUGUGUAAUGCGACACAUGAGAGUUCACACAGGAGAAAAGCCAUAUCAGUGUGCAGUGUGUCUAAAAUACUUUACAGAUAAAGCAGUUGUAAUACGACACAUGAGACGUCAUACAGGAGAAAAACCGUAUCAGUGUUCAGUGUGCCUGAAACGCUUUACGCAAAAUUCACAUCUGAAGCACCACAUGAAAAACCAUCCAGGGGAAGAUGUAGUGAAAUUGCAUAAAUGUUUAGUGUGUUCUAAGAGAAUUUCUCUAGAAAAUUUAGAACAGCACUUGAGAGUUCAUUUAGGAGAUAAAUUAUAUAACUGUCCACUGUGUCAAAAAGGCUUCGCAAGUAAUGCCAGUCUAAUAAGACAUAGAAAAGUUCACACAGGAGAGAAGCCACAUCAGUGUUCAGUGUGUUUCAAAUUAUUUUCAAGAAACUCUCAUCUUAAACAACACUACAAAAUUCAUACUGGGGAGAAACCAUACGAGUGUUCUGUGUGUUUAACACGAUAUAUACAAAAAAUACAGCUUCAACAACACAUGAGAGUUCACACAGGAGAGAAACCAUUUAACUGUUCAGUGUGUCUAAAAGACUUUAGAUUCAAGGCAAGUCUUAAAAAACACAUGAGAGUUCAUGCAAGAGAGGCAUCCCAGAAAGUUUUGCAGAAAUCAAAUCUUGACAAGAACUCAGGCAGUCAUAAAGAUGGCAUGGCAUAUAAAUGUUCAAUGUGUUCCAAAGGGUUUUCAAAUAAAGCCAGUCUAAAUCGUCACAUGAAAGCUCAUGAGGAAGAAGAAAAACGUAAUUGUAUUCGUCAUCUACAAGAGAUCUUGAACAAAUAAAAUACUGAGCAAAAACCCAUUAUUUAAGUACGUAAUGUAGUAAAGUCAUUGUUGAGCUCGUAAAAUGUAAUUCAGCAUUAUUUUGAGAAAGAAGAUUACUGAGUUUUUUAAUGAUAUGAGAGUUAGUCUAAAAACAAAGAUGGUAAUUUCAUGGGGUGAGCCUCCAGCAAGGUCAAGUUUCUGACUUGUUUUGGUUGACCUGUUCUUUGUUCUGGAAUUGCUAGCAUAGACUUGCUAACAGCAGAGGCUCCAUCUCUCCUUCAGCAGGCAUUGAGAGCCAAUUGGGUUUUUUCUCAGUUGUUUGAAAAGUUAUUUUGUGAAAGACACACAGGUCAGAAAUUAUUUAUGUCAUUUCUUUCUUCAUUUAUUAUUUUAGUUAUGGAAUGUACAAAUCUUAACACUUUUCAUAGUUGAUAAUUUUAUUUUUUUUUUCUGAAAAAUAGAUAAGCUUGCAAACUUAAGAUUUUCUAGAGUAAUUGUUGCUCAGUUCCAUGAGAACUUUGAUGAAACUUCUCACAAACAUUAAACAAGCCUGCUAGCCUGAUCUUCUCUAAAGUUACUGCUGUUAGUUUCAUGAGUAACUUUGAUCACACUUCUCUGAAACAGUACAUGUGUGUGCCAAUUCCUACAUCUUCACUGGUAUUGUUUAAUAUAAUAAUAUUACAUCUCUAAAAUCUUGAUAUCACUCAUUGUGGAGUGCAGGUAAUAACCCCACAUAGAUUUGGAAUGUUUUGUUAAAAUAAUACCAACAAUCAGGUAACUGAGUUUUUAUUUCACCAGAAGCUCAAGCGAGAGGUUGCAAGGCUUGCAUCACAUGGAGCUCAAGUGACAGGUUAUCAAGGCUUGCAUCAGAUGGAGCUCAAGUGACAGGUUAUCAAGGCUUAGCAUCAGAUGGAGCUCAAGUGACAGGUUAUCUUAGUCUCUUGUGCCAACUGAAAUUCACUUAACAUUGCAUAUAUUUGUUAAUUUCUCUGUGCUUUUGUUGGUACAGUGUUUACUGUAUCUGUAAUAUGUGAUGUAGUACUCAAGUUUGUAUUUUCAUUUGCUUACCAGUAACUCAUUAAUUAAAUUACAGCAGUUAUUUUAUUGUUUAAAAUACACUCUUUGCCUUUCUUGCAUCUUUUUUGUAGUUUUUUUGUAUAAUUAUGAAAAUAAAUGCUUCAAAAUUA
Messenger RNA from Cherax quadricarinatus, 6515 nucleotides. RefSeq names its product zinc finger protein 850. The record is from RefSeq and is a predicted model, not a curated record. NCBI's taxonomy places the organism in Eukaryota, Metazoa, Arthropoda, Malacostraca, Decapoda, Parastacidae.